This is a messenger RNA of Brassica oleracea var. oleracea, 1208 nucleotides long. RefSeq names its product tropinone reductase homolog At2g29260, chloroplastic. The coding region runs from base 63 to 962 and encodes 299 amino acids. NCBI's taxonomy places the organism in Eukaryota, Viridiplantae, Streptophyta, Magnoliopsida, Brassicales, Brassicaceae. The transcript is spliced from 5 exons. Gene Ontology annotation, molecular function: oxidoreductase activity. The record is from RefSeq and is a predicted model, not a curated record.
UAAAUUCGCGCGGAAAAACCACUAGUGAAAACAUAAAGUGAGCUCUCCCUCUCUCUGCACCAAUGGCUUCUCGCUUGUAUACAAACUCACCUCAAAACCUUCACUUUCUUGCUUCUCCCACUAAAACUCACUCUUUCAAAUCCUCCGUCAUCGUCCGUUGCGCAUCCAUUGCCACAUCACCCAACAGAUGGUCUCUCCAUGGAAUGUCUGCUCUUGUCACCGGCGGCACUCGAGGCAUCGGGCGUGCGAUUGUUGAGGAACUGGUCUGUCUUGGAGCAAAGGUUCACACUUGCGCUCGCAAUGAGACAGAACUCAAAGAUUGUUUGAGAGACUGGAACCGUUCGGGUUUCCAAGUUGAUGGGUCGGUCUGCGAUGUCUCUGAUCGAGCUCAGCGAGAGAGCUUGAUGGAAACUGUCUCCUCUCUCUUCCGCGGGAAGCUCCACAUCCUUGUAAACAAUGUUGGGACGAACAUCAGGAAACCAAUGGUAGAUUUCACUCCUGAAGAGUUUUCAACUCUCCUUUCCACGAAUUUCGAAUCGGUUUUUCAUCUGUGCCAACUUGCAUAUCCGAUGCUUAGAGCAACUGAGGCUGGAUGUGUUGUGUCCAUAUCCUCUGUUUCUGGUUUCGUCUCUCUCAAGAACAUGUCUGUCCAAUCUGCAACCAAAGGAGCAAUCAAUCAACUUACGAGAAACUUAGCUUGCGAGUGGGCUAAGGACAAUAUAAGGGUCAAUGCUGUUGCUCCCUGGUAUAUCAAAACAUCUAUGGUGGAGCAAGUUCUUAGCAACAAAGACUACUUGGAUGAAGUUUACUCAGUAACUCCUCUUGGUCGGCUUGGCGAACCGAGAGAAGUGUCUUCUGCUGUGGCAUUUUUAUGCUUACCUGCAUCAUCUUAUAUCACAGGGCAGAUUGUACGUGUUGAUGGAGGAAUGUCUAUAAACGGUUUCUCCCCACGACAUGAUUAGUCCACUCUUAUAACAUUUUUUAGUAUAUCUUUUUCGACUUGUGAAAGACAAUUCGUCAUAUGAGACUUUAACAGCUUUCUGCGUUCGGUGUUUCAUAAGAAUUGAAGUUUAUUUUCAUGUUAAUGACUUUUAUGAUAGCAAAAGUCUUCACUGUUUUGUUCAGUCUAUAGAUGGAUCCAGAGGUUGCUGUUACUAUCCAAGUUAUGCGCUUGUAGAUUGCUUCUUCUUUGUAACCUUUGCUAGGUG